Stylonychia lemnae is the source of this 2661-nucleotide messenger RNA. The record is from the annotation of a GenBank genome assembly. NCBI's taxonomy places the organism in Eukaryota, Ciliophora, Spirotrichea, Sporadotrichida, Oxytrichidae.
AUGAUAUUGUCUCUAACAAGCUCAAAAAGAUACAACUUUAGAAUUUAAGAAAUCUAAAAUAUAUUUUGGGUGCUAGUCUUAAUACAAAGUCUUUUCUGCUUCAAUUCGAAUGGAAACAAUGAAUAAAAUAAAGGUUCAUUUAUUUCAAUUGUCAUAUACGGAGAAGGAAGUUAGCAAGAGUACGAAACUUCAAUUAAGAGUGUACUCGAUCAGCCUUUUAAAGAUUAUGAUAUUAUCGUUGCAGUGAAAAAUAACGAGGAAUUGAAUGCUCAUAGAAAAUUCUUAUUUAAACAUUACGAAACGUUUUUCCUCACCUAGAUUAAAUUCCAAAUAUCUCAAGAUUUAAACGAUUUUGCUUAAAUAAUAUAGCAUUCUAUGAAAAAAAUGAAGGGAAAGUUCAUUACUUUAUCUCAUGUAAAAACUAAAAAUUUCCCAGAGAGAUUCAAUGAAAUAUCUAAUACCUUGAAUAGUCAAUAAAUAUCAGCACUGGUUAGUGAUAUUUAGAUAAAAAAUAACAAUGAUGAGUAUCUGUCAAAUAAACAAACAAUUUUGAGAGACUAUGCUCGAAGUCUCAAUAAUAUAUUUUUCUCAGUUCAACCAUAGAUAGAAUUCACGUUGACAGUAAGGAAAAAUUUUCUUGAAGAAAUUUUCAGAAAUUUAAAAAUUGUCAACAGAUUUGAGAUUUUAAUGAGAAUUAGUCAAACUGGAAAUAUUUUCCAAAUGCCAUAGGCAUUAAUGAGUAUGACAUUUGAUUAUUAUAAGAAAAAGUAUACGAAUGAUUUUGUCAUAGAUCCUCAAACUGAUAAUGAUAUGUAUUAACAAUACAAUGGUUACCUAUAAAAUAAAAAUGUCAAGAACUUAACAACUCUCUAAUUCUCUCAUUUUCUUAAUUGCACAUUUGACUAUCUAGCAUGUGAUAAAGAAACUAAACAAAUUGUUCAAUACCUCUUGAUAGAUUCGUAUCUAAUGAUGAAAGACUAAGCUCCGGAUUCGCUGAAAUCUUUGAGAGAAUUAAUACUUUAGUUAAAUCAGAAUAUUAGAAAUUAGGAGAAGGCUGCUAAGAAUCCAACUUAUUAUCCAUUAGUAUCUGUCGUUAUGGCGAGUCAUGAUAGAGACUACUUCUUCUUGGAAGCAGUUAGGAGUGUAUUUUAGCUGUCAUAUACUAAUUGGGAAUUGCUUGUAGUUGAUGAUGGUUCUUCAAAUCCAUUAACUUACAGUAUUCUAUAUCUAUUAGAAGGGCUUCCGAAAUUAAGAGUCUCAUAUUUGUAUACAAAUUGGUAUUGUAGUUUUACAAAUAACUUUGCAAUUGCCUAGCUCAAAGGAGAAUUUUUUGCUCUGCUUGAUGAUGAUGACAUUAUGGUUUUUGAUAGAAUGGAAAAGUAAUUAAGUUAUAUGUGGAAUCAUCCAGAGGUAGACUUCAUUGGAGCUUAAGCUUUGUAUGCUGAUUAAACUGGAAAGAUUACUUGGGGCUCUAAUAGAGAAUUUAUGAAUUUUUGGGAUAUUAAAUUAUCUUUGGUCACAUAUGAUCAUUUUACUCAUAGCACUCUAUUUGUUAGGAUGAAUGAUAAAAUGAAAAAGCAUUUCUAUUAUGAAAAUCACAGUGGACCAGACUACAAGUAAUGGUUUAAAUUACUAAUCGAUCUAGAGCAUGAAAAUAUACGAAUUGGUAUGUUCCCAGGUCAUGUCCUUGCCUUAAGAGAGCAUCCUACUAGAAUGUCUUACACUGAAUAUACAGCAUUUAUACACAUCGUUAAGUGGAUCUAAAGAAAAUAGUUAGAUUCUUUUGAAACUUUUAGUCCCUCAUUACUUGAAUAAAUGGACCAUAAAUGCAUAAAUGAUGCGUUACAUGACAUAUCUGGAAAAGCUUGGAAUAUUAGAGCUUGUGAAGCCUUUAAUAUGGAGAAAGUUUCAACAUAAAUACUUGCUUAUUAGCAGACUAAAAAUAUUUAUUCAACUAAUGACAUUAAAGAAUUAAAUGAAACUCUUCAGAGUUAUACUCAAUAUUAUAACUAAGCCGUAUAAAACAACAGAAUAAAUAUGUAGCCUGGAGAUAAUAGGAAGAUUUUCGUUUGUUUAUUCUCAGUUGGAGAUUCUGAAUUAGCUGAAAAACAAAUAGAAUCAUUAAAAGAACAUGCAGAUGGAUUGAUUAUAGUAGAUAUUAGCACCUAGCUUAAUUAUGAUCUAUUAAAAUCUAAAAAAAGGGAGCCAUCUAAUAUCAGUUAGAAGUAUAAUAACCCUCAUAAAAUUUUAGUGGAAACACUGGAAUAUGACUUUUCUAAAUUAAUAAUGCAAAAAUUCCAGUAGCAAUUAGAUAAUUUAAGGACUGCUGAUGCUGACUAUGUUUUAAUUCUGGGGCCUGGAGAAUUCGUUAAUCCUCUAGAGCUUAGAAAGUUUAGAAAUUAUAGAACAGAUCUUGGAAUUUUCGGUUUGAAAUAAAAAACUAAUUCUCAAUUGAUUACUAGCCCUAAAAUUACUACUUAUUACUUAUUGAAAUUUAUGGGAUAUGAGUUUCUGAGAAAGUAUGAUAUCGAUCCUGAUAUUUUCAAAUUUGCUGGUGAACAUGAGUUUGAAGACAAAGUUUAUACAAUUCAAUACGAUUUUGGAUUCUUAAAUGUUCAUACAUUUAAAAACGGAGGAUAUUAUCUUGAUAAGUUGGAAUGA